Messenger RNA from Thamnophis sirtalis, 2631 nucleotides. The record is from RefSeq and is a predicted model, not a curated record. Lineage: Eukaryota; Metazoa; Chordata; Lepidosauria; Squamata; Natricidae.
ACUUGAACGCUCGCUGCCACCUCUUUCACUCCCUCCUGUUCCCUCAUUUCGUGCGUGUGAGCCUGCCGACUUAUUAAUUGGGACGUGUGCUGGGCGUCCCCUGGUUUAUCUUUGUCCCCUGUGGGGAAUGUGGAAAUGGCCGGUGACAACAGUCCCGGAGUCUCCUUGUGUUGGCGACGUUUCGAGCUCUUACUGCUAGCGGCAGCGGCCACCGGACUAUGCAGCGGGGUCUCUGGAAUCAAGAAUCCCAGCUGCCACGAAGUAAGGACGGCGUUUCAGAUGCGGCAGAUCGGUCCCAUCAAGCUGGUUCCUGAUGUUCCCACAACUGAGCAGCCUUUGAGUCCCUGCUUCGUUUUGCUGAGAAUCACACCGCUUCUCUCUUUGAGACUGUCUACAGAUCCAUGUCAAAGGAGGCAGCUGAGCCCGUGAAAGAACUUUUUACAGACCUCUCUCUCUACCUCUUGGGUGCUCAAAACAGAGUGGAAAAAGCAUUUUUCCGGUUCUUCGACAGCCUCUUCCCUUUGGUUUAUACCCGCUUGAUAAACCCUGGCAUGACAGACUUGUCAGAAGAAUAUAUGGAAUGUCUGCGACAAACACGACAAGACAUCAAUCCAUUUGGGCGCUAUUCCAAAGAAGCUGUUAUGGAGCUAGCAAAGUCUCUAAGGGCAAGCAGAACAUUCAACCAGGCCCUGGGAAUGGGCGUUGAAGUGCUGAAUGCCACUGAACAUGCUGUUUUGACCAAAGAAUGUAUCCGAGGCCUUGUGAAAAUGCAGUAUUGUCCUCACUGCCAAGGUCUGACUCUCAUCAGGCCCUGUGAAGGAUAUUGCCUAAAUGUGAUGAGAGGUUGUUUUGCCAGUGUAUCUGAGCUGGACAUUCAUUGGAGGGAAUAUAUCUAUACCCUGGAAUACCUCACCAAUGAAAUGGCUGUAACUCAUGAUCUAGAACUGGCACUGCUGGGUAUUCGGUACUCAAUCAAUGAGGCCAUUUUACAGGCACAACUUAAUGGACCCCAGCUAUCAGCGACUGUAGAUAAAGUAUGUGGACAUCCAGAAGAAAAAGAAGUGAAAUCUUUGCCAGACAGCAUAAUUCAAGCAAAGGAAAUAGAGAGACCACCUCAAACAAUGGCCCACUCAAUAACUAUUAACAAUAAAAGGAGGGAAUUUAUCAGUUAUAUGAAACGAUCCAGAACUUUUUAUGCGUCUUUGACAGAAAGGCUUUGUGAAGGUGAUCUUGUGAUGAAAGACAGCUCAACUUGCUGGAAUGGUCAAGAUGUGGUAGAAAGUUAUACAAGCAGAGUGGUUACAAAUGGAUUGAAAGCCCAAAUGAAUAAUCCAGAGCUGGUAGUCAGAGGGUUGGAUCCACAGAUAAGUCAUUUAAUUGACAAGUUGAAACAUUUUAAUCAGCUGGCAGCCCACACAAGUUUACAGUCCGAAAGUUGGAUUGACAGGGAAGGCAGCAGUGGGAAUGGAAUGAGCAAAGAGACAGAAUCCAGUGGAGACUGUGAUGAUGAAGAUGGAUGCCAAGGAUCAGGUGAUAAAAGCUACACAAAAGAUGUUUUUAGUGUGAAAUCAGGAGUCAGAAAUGAAACCAUACUAAUAAUGGAAAAGACGGACACCACAUCCACAACCACAAUAAAAACAUUUUCCAUUUAUAAAGGGGACAGAAAUCUGGGUACUCAAGCAUCAAGUUCUUGGUUCUUUACAAUUACCAGCCUUGCAGUUUGGUGGCAUUUUGUGUCAUAGCUGUAUUACACUGCAGUAACUAUGCAAUUUCUGUGCACCAUCAUAUAUACCUUCAGCCUUAUCCAAGUGAAAGCAAACUUAAAUUGGUUUAAAAAAUUCUAUGCUCUAAUAUUAUGUGGUAUGUUAAUUUAAGUCCUAAGUAUUAGUCUGGGACUGGCUACCAACAAGGGUCAAUUUGUACACAAUUUGUCUCCAAUGUCUGGAGGUUUCUUUGAUUUGUUUGUUUCUUUGUUUUGGUACCAUCUCAACUACUCAACAUGGAAAAAGGAUGAAGACAGAAGAUUUCAGUAGGUUAAGUUAUUGUGAUAGGUACAGUUAAGAAUGUCAUAAAGUUAUACAUUAAUAUGUUGGCAUUUUUUCUCUUUUACUUGUCAGAUAUUGGACUGUUGUCUUCUUGAACUUCUAUGUUCCUUUAAAUAAUUGAAUUUAAUUUACAUGCCAAUAAUUUAUAUCUAUAGGGAUCUAUGAGUAUUAUAAGCAAAAUUGUAGUUUGAUCAAAUUCUGGUCAAGGCAUCAUAGCAUGCUUGAAUUUCUUUGUUUCUUUUCAUUAGAUUGUAGAAAGCAUAUGGUGUCUUUAAUGUAUUAUUAUACAGUAGUUCUUUUAACAAUUCAGCAAUAAAUAGAACUACUUCCCAAUUUAUUUUAAAACACUACAGAAUAGUUUCCCUGCUCAUGUAUUUCUUUAUUACAUACCUACAAUACCUGUCAUGCAAAUACCUGGUGAAUUAAAAAGAGAAGAGACUCUUAGAUGGCCAUGGCAAAAAUGGUUAUUGACUUGAUGUUGUAUAGCUACAAUGAGGAACCAAUACCUGUGCUAUAAUAGCAGUAGACUUAUAUACCGCGUCAUAGGGCUUUCAGCCCUCUCUAAGCGGUUUACAGAGAGUCAGCA